This is a messenger RNA of Pieris brassicae (large cabbage white), 2703 nucleotides long. RefSeq lists its product as uncharacterized. The transcript is spliced from 4 exons. Bases 197 to 1519 code for a protein of 440 amino acids. The record is from RefSeq and is a predicted model, not a curated record. Lineage: Eukaryota; Metazoa; Arthropoda; Insecta; Lepidoptera; Pieridae.
CGGUGCGGAGUGCGUUACUUUAGUAAGCGAGUGUCGCGAGUUUAAGUUAGAUAUUUUCAGUGCGUUUUCGUAUUUUUAUUUCACGUUUAUUUCACUCAUUAGAUUUUUAUCAAAUUAUGCAAUUGUACUGUUAACUUACAACGCGAGUUUUGCAUAGAGACGUUAUUAUGACAAUAUUAUUUGGAUUACUGUGUUUAUGAUAAGGAUUUUUGAAAAAUCGGGAAUACCAAAGAAAAUGUGUGCCAAAAUGUUAUUUAGUUUUUCCUUGUUUUCUGUUCUGUCAUGGAUUGUGGUAGCUGAAGAGGAAGUAUCUUCUCCCCUGAGAGUAGCACAAUGUCGUGCAACGUGCUUGCAAAAGUUCGCGACGCCUCGACCCGGCGGGGAGUCGUCUUGUCUGCAAGGCCCUGAUUGUUUUAUGAAUCAACAAAGAAAUUUGUUGUUGCAGUGCUGGGAGAAUUGCGAACUUCUUCAAUCAAACUAUCAAGUCUGGGGUGCGGUAUGCGAUGAGAAAGACAUUUGUUUCCCUGGAUGUAAAGUUGCGUGUGAAUUUCACACGGAAGCUGCGAGGGCGUCACAAACACAACCCGUAAUUCACACGAAAGGCGAAGGUGUUAUGCGCGUAAGUGGUGCAGUUGCUCGUUGGCCACCGCCAACUCCAAGGGCUGCCGCCAGACCCGCUCCCCUGGUAUACGUCGUUAUGCGAAGAGCUGCAGAAGGUCCUUGGCGACAAAUAAUACAAACCCAAUCCUUGGCCACUCGUGUACCCUCAAACAAUGAAGGGGCUUUACUCCGUGUCCUAGUAGUCGAUCCCUUAGGCCUCGUGACAAUAUAUAGCCCCGACGAAACUUGGGUAGCACACGAUAGCAAUACAUCUAAUCACGACGAGCAUAAAUGGAUUCUGAAAGAAAUUUCGCUCAUUCAUCAAAAAGUUCUUGUCAUAGGUGAAAUCGCCUGGGAACCGAGGAUAGCUCGAGGUGUGUAUCUUGUAACGUGGGAGGUUGAUGGAGGUGGCUUAAAGGGAAAUCUAUUCACAGAUUCCACUAGAGUUACAUUAUCUCUGUGGCCAGAUACAAUUUAUCAUAUUCAAGUGGAACUUGUUUCUCGCACGCCGGGCGUUGAUAAUGAAAAAUCGGAGACGAUGACAAUAGAUACUAGUCGCGCCCAGCGUGUUUCAACGGAAAGUGUACAAGAUGUUGAAGUAAGUGAAGGUGACCGACUUAUGUCUGUUUUGGUUAGUUCAAUGAGAGGAGAACGCGUCCCAGAAAGAGCACCUGAUUCAGAACUUGUUCUAGGAUGUCUUUCCGCCAUGAUUGCGUUUGGAUUAGCUGUAACCGCAGCUGUAAUUUGGAGGCGAAGACGGCGUGGUACCUUUCCAGGAACCAAUGUUUAUGUAGGAUCCUCAUCUGUUCUAAAAAGAAAGCUCGUAGAGGACUUUACUCCCAAUGCGCAUUGUUUUCAACCUGUCCUUACCCCUCAAACUACCACCAACGUUCCCCCUUCGCGGGAUGUAGUAGUGUGACGUCACAGUUACGAAAUGUUAUCGGUAGAGGAUCGGGCAUUCAGUUCCUAAAGAGUGGACUUAUAGUGUGAAAUGAAGCGUAUAGUGUCAUAAAAAAAAGAUUUUUUCGAAUGUGAUAAAAAGUAGUUUGAACUUGAAUUGUGGUGGUGCGAAUAUCUGCGACUUUUAUUUUUUUGUGAUCUAUAUUAACUACUCUGUAACAUUAAAUCACUGUACCAGCAUGAGAACAUACUAUAUAAAUUUUGUAUGUAGUUUUAGACAAAUUGUAAAUUAAAAAUUGUACUUAUAAUUGUAUUUAUGGAAACACAGUAAGGACAACACCAGGAAUCUUAGUUGUAAAUAUUUAAGGCUAUACUACCUUUAUUAUUAAUCAUUCAAUUUGUGUAUUGUAAAUAUAGGUGCCUUCGCACCUUGUCUUUGUAUUGCAAAGUGCAAAAUCAAAGAUUGAAUAUUACGUGCUGUUUUCAUCCUUGUCUAUGAUUCGUAGAAAUAAUAUGCUAUAGGAAAUUAUUCUGCUAUAUAGGUACCAUGUAAAAAUUAACCGAAUCCAUCGUUCAACCCAAUUAUAUAAUUACUUUCCUAUUUCUAAAAUGUUUUUGGUAUACUAAUUAAUCUAAUAUCAAGUAAUUUCAUUCACAAUUCGUUAUAAUUCUUUAUAAUUUUUUGGGGUUAAGUAUUUCGAUUAACUUUACAUGUUUGACUCUUUUAACCUAGUCCUUAUGAUCAUUUAUUAGAUAUCCUAAGACCUCAAUACGUAGACCUAGGUCUUCUUCUUCAGCAAUAAUAAUACGUGUUUUGUAAAUAUGAGUGAUUUAUUGUAAAAACAGAGAAAUUAUAUUUUUCUUGGAGGCGACAUAAAUUUAUCUAAUGAUAUUUAGGUAUCAUUUAUUUAUCUGUAGGGAGACCUACACAGUUGUCGUGUAGUGUCAAUUAAAAUCUGAACAUAUGUGUAGUCCUAUGGUCGGUAAUAAAUUGUUAGUAGUCAUUCGUUUCAUUGAUGUUAGCUAUCGUACUUAAAAGUUAUUUUAGCGGUGAUAAGCCAAAACUACUUUUGUGUUGUUAACAAUUUUUGGUUCUUUGACCAAAUUCAUAUUAGCGAUAGUUAAAUUAAUUUAUUUUAAAUCUUCAUCCGAAUUUGUAAAUAGUGCUAAUUGAUGAAGCUAAACUUUAAUGAAUAAAUAUGU